AUGCCUACUAAUUUCGAAGUGUUUCUACCUCCUGAUAUUGAUGUACAUGUAGAUUGGUUAUACAAAGGUAAAAAAAAAUUGAAAAAAAAUAAUUCUACAUCUGCAACUCCUACAAAUACUAAUAUAGUAGUUAAAAAUAACGUUGUCCCAAGUUCAAAUACCUUCUCAAAGAAAAAUAGGUCAACUUCAAUCUCAAAUGCUGCUCUAUCCUCUGGUAUUUUGAAAUAUGAUAAUCUACAAAAUCAGCACCAGCAUCAACAACAACAACAGCUGAAUAAUCAGCCUAUUGAAAAACAAAAUGAAAAAUCAAAACAUUCGCAUCUCAUUAAAAGAUCACAUUCCAUCUCUGCUGCAACUGUACCUUCAAUGAAGAAGAAAGAACAAUUGGCCCAAAAUUCAACUUCAAAUUCAAAUAAUAAAAAAUCAUUAUUUUCUUCUCUUUUCAGUAGAAGAUCUCCUUCUUCAAAUAACCUGGCACAAUCUAUACCAAAUUCAACUACUCCAGAACCUGUACCCACUCCCCCUUCAUCUUCAGCUUCUUCUAUUAACGGUGGACAUCGUACUCCAAAAUCAAGAUCAAGAACAAAUAGUUUACCUUCCUCAAAUACAAAUGCUCCUGCAACAAAUGCUUCUCAUUCUCCACCACAAAUACUAUUAGAAAAUCUAGAUACCGUAUCUUUGAAAAGAGUUACUUUCGAUGUAAGUAGUUUCCAGAAUGACCCUCCACAACAAUUACCAUCAAGAAAACCAAGAAAGGGAAACGUUCUAAUUCCAGAAGAUUUAAUCAGUGAUACCCCUUUAAUUUCAUUGGGUAUCUCAAAUACAGCAACUCCAUCUGCAUCAUUGACACCUGCAUCAACAAUUUCUCAAACAGACCAAAGUAAAUUAUCAAAGGAUUCAAGAGAAUAUAGAAUUGCAUUGGAAAACUAUAAACAGGCUUUAAAAGAAUCAGAAAAACAUCAACAAGAAGCUCAUUAUGCUGCUCAGAGAAUAGCUAAUGAAGUUUCAAAUUAUAAAUCACGUACCGCAACUUUAUCAAGUUCGACACCCAAUUCAAACUCAAAUUCUGCUACAAAUUUAUCUCAUCAUAUUUCAGAUGUACCUACAGAACAUUUUAAUUUAACAAAAUUAAAUUCAAUCGAUAUGCCAAUUCAUCAACAUGAAAAUUUCUUUAAUGAUAUUGAAGAGCCAUUAAAUGCAGAUGACGAAAUUACUUUAGACGUUAUUUAUACAAGAUGUUGUCAUUUAAGAGAAAUUUUGCCAAUACCUUCAACUUUAAGACAAGUUAAAGGAAAAACUGCUCCUUUGCAAACUUUGAAAUUUUUAAAUCCAAAACCAACAUUAAUUGAUAUUUAUUCAUUUUGUGAUUUCAUUGCAAUUGUCCCAAUUAAUACAAUUGUUUUUGAUAAUGUAAACCUAACAUCUAUUAUGUUCAAAAUUUUGAUCACUUCAUUGGUAAAUUCGAACUCUAUUGAAAAAUUAAGUUUAAGAAAUGUUGUUAUCGAUGAAAGAGGUUGGUUAUUAUUAUCAAAGUUUUUGCUGAAUAAUAAAUCAUUAACAAAAUUGGAUAUUUCUCAAACUAAAGUUAAGUCAGAUUUGGCAGAACAUUUGCAUCGUCAUAAUAUGAAUUGGCAUUUAUUCUCCGAUAUUCUGAUGAAAAGAAAAAACCAAAUGAACUUCCAAUUAAAUUCUUCUUUGCCUAAUGAUGCUCAGUUACCUUCAGGCUACUUAGAUGAAUUACUAUUAAAUGGUAUUAAAUUUAAUAAGAUUCCAAUUGAAAAUUUUCAAAAUUUAUUGAAUUCCUAUGCUGCUGUUCCUUCAACAACCGCAAUUAAACCAUCCAAUUUAAAAUUAGGUUUAGCAGCUUCCGAUAUUAAUAUAGACCAAUUAAAACUUAUUUUUAACUGGAUGUCCGAGUACAAUAUUCAAGGUGUAGAUAUCUCUUAUAAUGAUUUAUCAGAAUUGGUAAAGCCAAUGGUGAGUAAGUUAUCCUCUUUACCUUUGGACAAUUUACAGUAUUUUACUAUAAACAAUACAAACAUUUCCAAAGGUCACGAUGUAGCUUUGAUAUUGAAAUAUCUGUCUAAAUUACCAAAUCUAAAAUUUUUGGAUUUAAGUGAUUUACCACAAAUUUUCCCUGAUGUUUUACCAUUCAUGCACAAAUAUCUGCCUAGAUUCCCAUCUUUACAAAGAAUUCACAUUGAUAAUAAUAAUUUGCGGUAUAAAGAUAUUUCAAUGAUAUGUACCAUUUUGAUCAAAUGUCGUACGCUUUCCCAUAUUUCGUUGAUGACUUCAAACUCACCUUCGGCAUCUAAUUCUAACAGUGAUUCAAUCAAUGGGUCUACAAAUUCAGAUGGAAACCCUGCUUCACAAGUACCAUCUUCUCCUGUUAUAGAUAGAUCAUCUUCUUUGACUCCAACAUCCCCAUCACAAUUAUUAUCUCCAGGUGUUCCAAUUUCUCCAAGUCCUGGUGCUGCUACUGGUUCGUUUGCACCAAAAUCUAAUUUCUUGAGUUAUUAUGGUUCACUUUACAAUCUUGCUAAAGAGUUGCCGAAAUUAGUAAGUUUGGACAUCAAUUACGAUGAAAUUCCUGAUGAUAUUAGUUCCAGAAUUGCUUUGUGUCUAAUUCGUAAUAUGGAUCGUAGCACUGAUUCAAGUUUCCAAUUGGAUGAUUUAACUUCACAAGACGAUUUGGUAUUUGAUGGUACUAUUAUUACUGAAACUGCUGAAAAUGUUAUUGCCAGUUUAUGUUCCAAACCUUUGGAUGAACAAGGUAACGACUCUACAAAAAAGUAUCUUUUCAAAAAAUACAUUGAAAAAUUGCAAAAAGUUUAUGACAACGUUCAACAAACAAUUGAUGAUUUGUUUGAGAAAAGAAAUAGUUCUGAAUUAUCGCUGAAAGAAAAGGAAAAUUUAUUAAGAUUAUUGAUGGUAGAAAAAAAUCUAUGUCAUAUAUUAGAAAUUUUCUCUAAUAUUCCAAAAUUGAGCAGUAUUGCUGGUAUCACCUUAACACCAUUGAAACAUUUUGAAUCAGCAAGAAAUAUUCAUAAUGCAAAUGAAGCUGUUACAUCUUCUUCGCAAUUUGUCCAACCAAGACCACAUUUGAUGGCUACCGAUUCUGGUAGAGUUAUUGAUGUUUUCACAGGGAAACCUUUAUUAGUAAGAAGUUCAUCAGGUACUCCUCAAUUUAACAAAAAGCAGGAAGAAGAAGAAGGUGAAUUGCAUAAAUGGGGUUUCUUUGUUCAACAGCAAAAGUCCUGGUAUCCAGAUAACGAAGUGCCAUCAUCUAGUUUACAGAAAAAUAACGAUAUGAAAAAUCCAAAUACUUCAAAACCUGUAGAUUCUAAGAGUACUAGACCAGGUGUCAAAAUUAUUACUCAAGGUUUAGGCUCAAAAGAUAUUGCAAAGGCUCAUGAAACUACACCACCUUCAUCCAGUACUUCUUCUUCUUCUUCGAACUCAUUUAUUACUACUAACCCAUAUAGUAUGAAUAAACAAAGAGUAUUUGCCAAGAUUCCAUCAGGUGAUGAUGUAAGAGGUGCUGUUAUGAAAGCUAAAGGUAUUCAUUCGAUUGAAGAUUUGAUCGAAAAAGUUAGUAAAAGUAACACUGAUUUAGAAAAAAUUUAUGGUACUACUUUUUCACCUGUUACACUCGGUGCAAUCCCAAAUACAGAUUCCAUCACGACACCAACAGCACAAGAUAAAGGAACCUCUGAUGCUCAAACAGUCGAUUCCAAAGAAGUUCUUCAAAAAUAUAAUGAAGUUUUAAACAAUAUUUCAAACGUUCGUUUAAGCAAAAAAUAA
Vanderwaltozyma polyspora DSM 70294 is the source of this 3804-nucleotide messenger RNA. RefSeq names its product protein phosphatase regulator GIP3 (gene GIP3). Bases 1 to 3804 code for a protein of 1267 amino acids. The record is from RefSeq and is a predicted model, not a curated record. Lineage: Eukaryota; Fungi; Ascomycota; Saccharomycetes; Saccharomycetales; Saccharomycetaceae. The transcript has a single exon.